AUGGAACACCGGACUCACAUUGAGGGCACGCCUUCUCCCUCCCAGACAUCCCACGGCAGCUUCAACUUUCUGGGUCUACCAGACAAUGUGCGCCUGCGGGUUUACCUCCAGGCAGGACUUUUUCAGCAUGGGCCCAUUGACUUGAACCCUAUGUCUGCCAAAGAGGGACCGGUUAAUUUGUUGUCCGUGGCGUACGAUUCCCCUUCUGAUAUAUGCCGAUGCUUCUAUCCGUCCAUGACAGACGGUCACUACUGUAGCAUCAAUAAUCUCGCUCCCCAGAAUCACCCCUGGAGAUUCUACCCUCGCCUUCGCCGUUUCUGCACCUGCGAGCUCCCAACUCUGAUCAGACAUCAGUCCAUACCUGUGCAACUUCUUCAUACCUCGAGGGCUAUUUCUCAGGAAGCAACCUUGUUGUUCUACUCCGAGAACGCGUUCCAGAUCUCUCUCAAUCUUCCAGGUGGUCUGUCGGCGCUCCGCCAGCUUCGUCCAAGCACCCUCGCAUGCAUGAAGUCCCUCCAGAUUACCCUUCAAAAUAGCAGUGAUUGCCUUUACAACGCAUGGGUCUGGGACCACUACUUCGUUUGCUCGCGGAUCGGCCCUCCCCUCCGGUCCAAGAUUCCACGAAUUCUCAAGGACGAGUGGAGAUACACUUGCAAGCACCUAAGCCGUCACAUCGAAGACUCUCGCCUUCAGCUCUCGGUCAUAUGUGAUGUGAACGGUAGAGGCAUCGCCGAGCAGUUGCUGAAGCCUCUUAUGAAACUACCGACUUUAGCCAGUUUCGCUAUUCGUCUGCACCCCUCUUUCAACGAAAGGCUAGAUCGUCUAUUAUAUCCGCUGGGGCGCGACAUUGCUAUGCAAUUGACGGGUCGCUCGCAUUCAACCGAGACCAUCCAGCCAUUUCGGUAUGGAGAUCUGCCCCUUGAACUUCAAGAGCGGAUCCUUCAUCACACUGACCUUGUGUCACCCUAUGACCUCGUCUGGACUCCGACAAAUGGGUUUAGGUGGGAUCACCUCAACAGAAACCACAACCAUUGCUCAACUUGCCUGUCUGUGCGCGAUCGCUGUUGUUGGCAAUUUAGUGACGAAAAGUACAUCUUGGCCCGUCAAUGUUCAUGCUGGCGCUUUCCUCUCUCUAUGUUCCUUGCUAACCGAGAUAUGCAUGACAUGGCGAUGCGGAUCUUCUAUUCAAUGAAUCACUUCAAGCUGCUUCCCUAUUCGGCAUGCACAGAUGCUCCGUACUCAUUGCGCCUGCACAAGCCCUUGUCACCCUUUAUUGAUUUUCUCCCCGUGAAUGCUCUGAAGCAUUUGCGCUCCGUGCAAUUUGUCUUCGACUGGCAAUGCGUGCGGAUCUGGGAACAAGAAGGCACUUACAAGCUGUGGCAAGAAACCGUCGAGAAAGUGAAGCUCAGCAUUCCUGCACGUCUCCAUGUCACGGUCGAUAUGUCUCACAGUUGGGUGAUCGGAAGGCAUUACUGGCUCGACGACCGGUGGGAGUUCAACCCGUGGUUGGAAAGGGCCAGGUUCCAGACACAUUGCCUCAAACUCAUCAAUCCGCUCAUCUAUCUCCGUCUUAAAAGUUUCCAAGUCUAUCUUCCUUGCAAUCCUGGGGAAGAUCCGUGGGGUUCUGGUGAUGAGUAUGAUGAGUAUGAUGAGGAUGAUGAAGAUGAUGAAUUCCGGCCCUCGGCACAGGAUCUGGAGCAGAUGGUGAUGGGAAAUGGGUAUCAUAACCAUUCUGAUGCCAAGUACGGAUGGAGCAAUAUUUUAACAGGAUGUGCAAUGGCCGAGGACUUUGACGACUGGCAGAGGAAUUGCCAUAUCCUUUUUCGCCCUCACGAUCUUGAGUUAUGA
Molecule: messenger RNA, 1848 nt
Organism: Penicillium riverlandense
Lineage: Eukaryota; Fungi; Ascomycota; Eurotiomycetes; Eurotiales; Aspergillaceae
Exons: 1
Coding region: 1-1848 (615 amino acids)
Source: RefSeq, a predicted model, not a curated record